ACUUGAGUGCGUCGACGAGGCAAUAAGGGCACCGUAGAGCUCACCAAUUGACCUAUCCCUGCACCAAGUUGCCAGUACAAAUAGCAACCAUGGUCAGGCUGUCGCUCGCCGCCGGUUUGGCCGGCCUUGCGGGUGUCGCCGGAUUCCAGCGCCAGGCGCCGCAGCGGCCCACGACGGUGCUGCAGUACAAGAAGACGGCGAAGGAGAUGCGCGCCAAGUACCCGGAGGGCGGCAAGGUGCCGUACGUCCUGACGAAGGACGCACCGCCGCACGGCGUCGCCGGCGACGUGCUCAAGGUGAACCGCGGCUUCGCGAACAACUACCUCGCGCCCCAGGGCCUCGGCGAGCCGGCCUCGGCGGAACAGAUUGCCGCCUUCGAGGUCAAGCUCGCCGAGCGGGCCGCGGCCGAGGCCGCUGCGUUCGACGCGGCGGCUGCGCAAGCGCAGCAGCUCAUGGCCAAGGGCGACGUAAGUAUCAGCCGCGCGGCGGGCGAGGACGGUGGUGUAGAGGCCGUGUCGGCCCAGGACGUCCAGCAGGUCCUCGGCCUCGACUCGAGCGCCAAGGUCACGCUCCCGAAGAUGGACGGCUUCGGCGACUACACGGUCACGGUACAGCUCCACAAGCAGGUGAAGGUCGAGCUGCCGCUGAAGCUCGUCGAGGCCUAGGGGAAGAUCUGUCUAAUAUACGUUACCUA
Molecule: messenger RNA, 694 nt
Organism: Pelagomonas calceolata
Lineage: Eukaryota; Pelagophyceae; Pelagomonadales; Pelagomonadaceae
Source: the annotation of a GenBank genome assembly